AUGUCAGCUCCUUCUGUUGUCGACGGUCAAACAGGAAACCCCACGCCUCCCAUACUUACACUCCCAGUGGAGAUUCUGAGUAUGAUCUUCCGGGAGGGCGAUGACGAUUGGGAGAAUUUGCCAGAUCUGCCGAACAUUCGUGGAACCUGCAAAUUUUUUGACUCAAUUGUGGCUCCUAUGCUAGCUGCUGAGUGGUCCGGUUGCCUGCGUAUUUAUUUGAGCAGACCAAGCGUCAAAGGACUAGGAACCAUGAGCUCAACAUUCGCAUCUCAAGUCAAGACCAUUCGUCUCUAUACUCUCAGAUACAACAGUGUCCCCAAGCCAGAUCUGUUUGCCAGGGGUAGAGAGCAUAACAAGCGCAGGCAAGAUAUCUGCACGGAGGAGAGAUGGUCAGCUAGUACCUGCAACUCGCCCAGAAAAAAGCUACUCGAAGACAUUGAUAAUCACAAUGAACGAGUGGCCAGGCAGAAUCAGUAUCUUGUGGCUGGAGGUCCGCUAGCAGAUUUGCUGCAAGCUCUGCACAGUCUGAAAGCUUGCAACAACGCCGAUGUCAGCUUCGAAGUCUUCGACAGCCCCAGACUGUACAGAUCCGGGGUUGUAGAGAGCAUGACUAUCUUCGGAAUCGACGCUUCACCUCAGACACAUGACACUUCAAGUAUCGUCAAAAUUCUUGCGCACGCAAUCAAUCUCAGCCAGUACCCUGUCAAAGCAAUUACGCUCGAAACUUCUUACGGAAUUCGUCCAACCAAUAAGAUUCAGCUGGAAGACAUGUUUUGGAACAGACUUCCAUCAGUGCCUGAAGUGUAUAUCAAGAUGCAGAAAAGAAAGAGCGAGGCAGUUCCUAGGGAGCCUUCCCACCCAAACUUCAAGGUCAUCAGUAUCUCAUCCGAGAGAAAUCAUCUCACGAUGACGGAUCAGAGCUUUAGACUGGACUACACCGGACGCUAUGAUCCUCAGUUCAGCAGACCAAACUAUGGAGCUUUCUACGACUUCAUUCGAGGCAAGCAGUUUCAGAAGGUUACCCUGAAUAAUGCCCAUGCUCAUCAUGACUUCAUGGGUUCAGGAUUGAAUUUGCGUUCAGAAAACCUUGUGUGUCUCGAAAUCUGCGGUGUCUCUCUCACGAAGUCCUUCGACGAGAAUGGUCGACUAGGAACCGCACUCGUCUUUUUAGGUCACUUGAAGAGCAUGAGCACACUCCAGAGCCUCACACUUAGUGGAAUCGUGGACGGUGAUCACGGUGAUAUUCAACAAGAUGAGGUAAUUUGGAACGGACAGGAAGAGAUUCAAAUGGGUCUCGAUGUUCUCAUCCGCAAGGUCAAGAUCUGGUACAUCUGA
This is a messenger RNA of Aureobasidium pullulans EXF-150, 1335 nucleotides long. RefSeq lists its product as uncharacterized. The record is from RefSeq and is a predicted model, not a curated record. The transcript has a single exon. Bases 1 to 1335 code for a protein of 444 amino acids. NCBI's taxonomy places the organism in Eukaryota, Fungi, Ascomycota, Dothideomycetes, Dothideales, Saccotheciaceae.